AUUAAUUAAAUAAUAUUUGUAUAAUAUUGUUUUGUGGUUAAAAUCCUUGUUGUCCAUUUUGUGAGUAGACUUGGUGAAAGGCUAUGGCUGGGGGAAAUCGUGGAACAGGGCACAGGGGUAGACCACCCCUAAGUGCGCGUGCUGGUGGGAGAACUCCAUUAGUUGCUAGGAGUGAGCCUGUUAAUCGAGAUGAGGUUGAGGUGGAUGAUGUUCAAAAUGAGUCAUUGGACUCUUCUGCAAGGAAUCAUGAUCAACAUAAUACAAAUGUUGGACAAAGUCAACUGUUGGGACAACAAAGUCAACCAAAUUUCAUGGAAAUUAUGCAGACUAUGGCAAAGACUAUGGCUGAACAACAAGAGUUAGUCAAGUCCUUGGCAGAGCAACAAGCAAGGGUAAUUGCAGAGCAGCAGGAAAAGGUUUCAACACCACAGCCUAUCCAAAAGGGAGGCUUAGCAGAGUUUGUUAAGCUUGCUAAGCCUUUCCAUGGAGAUUCGAAGGAUCCACUAGAGGCAGAAAACUGGGUCAAGGAAAUGGAGAAGACUUUUCGAGGGCAGAGUGUCACUGAGGAGAAUAAGGUGCCAUAUGCUGCAUAUUUGUUGAAAGAAGCAUUCCUUAAGGAGUAUCUACCUGAAAGUGACAGACAUGAGAUGCAGCAAAAAUUUCAUACCCUUAUCCAAGGUGACAAGUCUGUGAAGGAAUAUGAGAAGGAAUUCAACCGGCUUUUAAAGUUUGCUCCUCUGGCUACUCAAAAGGAUGAGGAAUCUAGGAGGUUGAAAUUUCUCUAUGGGCUAAAUCCACAUAUUCUAUCUGAGGUUCAGAAAUUUGAAGUAAGUACAUAUUCCACAACAGUUAACAAAGCCAAAGUGAUAGAGCAAGGUCAGAAAGUGGUUAUAGCAGCAGAGGAGAGUAGUGUUGGCACUAAGAAACAGAAAUGGAUGGGUGCCUUAAGCGAGAAAGAUUCCACUAAUCACAGUUUUAUACAGAGCAAAAGACAAAACACAGGAUUUUCUGGGAAUCGAAUGCACCAGGGGGGAAAUGUUCAGUGUUGGAGAUGUCGAGGGCCCCAUGAACCCAAGGAUUGUAGAUGGCUGUUAGGUUUGUGCUUUAAGUGUGGUCAAGCUGGGCACCGUGCAGCCAAUUGUAUUCAUGCAAGGUACCCACCAAAUUCAUGUUUCAAAUGUGGGCAGCAGGGACAUAAGGCCAUUAAUUGUUCUCAAGGUAGACAAAACACCCAGGUUACUCAACGUGCCCCAACUAAUCAGUCAGUUGCCAGUGAGAGAGCAUCUACUGCAGGUUCAAGUAAAGGAGUAAGUCAGAAACCUCCAGUUCAAGGUCGUGUUUUUGCUUUGACUCAACAGGAUGCACGGGCAUCUAAUGAUGUAGUGACAGGUACACUCUUAGUUUCUUCAUCCUAUGCACAUGCUUUAUUUGAUACUGGUGCCUCUCAUUCAUUUGUAUCUACUACAUUUGCAUCAAAACUUGGUGUACCUAUUGACUAUUUAGAAUGGGGGAUGUGUGUUAACACCCCUAAUGGGGGAACGCCGAGUGUGUCACCUUGGGGUGCUCCUGUGUUAUUUGUGAAGAAAAAGGAUGGAACCAUGAGACUCUGUAUUGACUAUAGAGAGUUGAACAAGGUGACAGUACGUAAUAGGUAUCCUUUGCCUAGAAUUGAUGAUCUUUUUGAUCAGCUGGUGGGAGCUCAAGUUUUCUCUAAAAUUGACUUGAGAUCUGGAUACCAUCAAUUGAAGAUCAAGGGAGAGGAUAUUCCUAAAUUAGCCUUCAGAACUCGCUAUGGGCAUUAUGAAUUUCUGGUGAUGCCAUUUGGGUUAACUAAUGCUCCUGCAGCGUUCAUGGAUUUAAUGAAUAGGGUGUUUAAGCCUUACUUAGAUAAAUUUGUUGUGGUGUUCAUUAAUGAUAUUUUGGUGUACUCUCGAAGUAUAGCAGAACAUGAAGAACAUUUACGGCUAGUUUUACAAGUUCUGAGGGAGAAAAAGCUUUAUGCAAAGCUGAAGAAAUGUGAGUUCUGGUUGAAUAGUGUUGCAUUUUUAGGACAUGUGGUGUCUAAGGAUGGAAUUUCAAUAGAUCCGGAAAAGGUUAAAGCAGUGGUAGAAUGGAGUAGACCUACUAAUGUGACUGAAGUUCGGAGCUUCUUGGGCUUAGCUGGGUAUUAUAGAAGAUAUGUGGAGGGAUUUUCUCGUAUUGCAGUUCCAUUAACUCGAUUAACGCAAAAGGGUGUGAAGUUUGAGUGGACAGAUGAAUGUGAACAAAGUUAUCAAGAGUUGAAGAGUAGAUUGGUCUCAGCACCUAUUCUGACCAUUCCUGAUGAUAGUGGUGGUUUUACAAUUUUCAGUGAUGCUUCAAUGAAAGGGUUGGGUUGUGUUUUGAUGCAACAUGGCAAGGUUGUAGCUUAUGCCUCAAGACAGUUGAAACCAUAUGAGAGGAAUUAUCCAACUCAUGAUCUCGAACUAGCAGCAGUUGUUUUUGCUCUUAAAAUUUGGAGACAUUAUUUAUAUGGUGAGAGGUGUGAGAUAUUUACUGAUCAUAAAAGUUUAAAAUAUAUUUUCACACAAAAAGAGCUGAAUAUGAGGCAGAGGAGAUGGUUGGAGUUACUAAAGGAUUAUGAUUUGGUAAUCAAUUACCAUCCUGGGAAGGCUAAUGUGGUAGCUGACGCAUUGAGUAGGAAGAACCAUAGUAUUCUAGCUGUUUUAAUUACUUCUCAAAGCUAUAUCUUUGAAGAUUUGAUUAAGAUGGAUGUUAGAGUACAUAGGCAUGACUUAGAUGCACUUUUGGCUAGUUUGCAAGUCCAGCCGACCUUGAUUGAGAAGAUAAAGACUGCCCAGUUGGAUGAUCCAUUUCUGCAGCAAAUGAGACAAAAGGUGGAGUCCAAUGAUCCUAAACUGGAAUCUUUUAGGAUUCAUGAGGAUGGUUCUAUUAGGCACGGUGAUCGAAUUUGUGUUCCUAAUGAUUCAGAGUUAAAUGAGGUUAAGAUUGAGCAUCAAAGACCAGUUGGCAAGUUGCAGCCACUUCCUAUUCCAGAUGGAAGUGGGAACAUAUAACCAUGGACUUUGUCACUGGUUUGCCUGCAACAAAAAAUGGAAAUGAUUCUAUUUGGGUUAUUGUUGAUAGGUUAACCAAGUCUGCCCAUUUUCUUCCCUAUAAAACAGGAAUGCAAGU
Rubroshorea leprosula is the source of this 3174-nucleotide messenger RNA. NCBI's taxonomy places the organism in Eukaryota, Viridiplantae, Streptophyta, Magnoliopsida, Malvales, Dipterocarpaceae. The record is from the annotation of a GenBank genome assembly.